Marasmius oreades (fairy-ring Marasmius) is the source of this 1553-nucleotide messenger RNA. RefSeq lists its product as uncharacterized. The record is from RefSeq and is a predicted model, not a curated record. Lineage: Eukaryota; Fungi; Basidiomycota; Agaricomycetes; Agaricales; Marasmiaceae. Bases 52 to 1350 code for a protein of 432 amino acids. The transcript is spliced from 5 exons.
GGGGCUCUGGGCUCUUGACUCUCACAAGCGUCAAGGAGCCCACCAACCACAAUGUUUCUCUGGAGGAUAGCUCUUUCGAUAUUCAUACUUCCAGUCUAUGCAAGCCAAGAGAAGGGUUGGGUGAGCUGGAUAUGGGGUGCAGAGAGCACUGUCUCAGUAGUCGAUCGCUCUCCUGUUAUAUCUUUUCAGUCCAGACCAGCUGCAUUUGGGGAAGAAAUUGAGGCUCCGAUAUUGGGCUAUGUUAUACCAUUAUCCUCCUUCACCGUCCCUUGCGCCAAUCAGUCUCUCCAUCUUGACGCUCCUCCCAACACCGGAUGCCCUAAACUCUGUAUCUCUGGUCAGAACGAGCCUGAACCUUCCGAGUCGUGGAUAGCCUUGGUCCAACGGGGCAAGUGUGAGUUUGUCGCCAAAGUCAGGGAAGCUCAACGCCUCGGAGCUCGAGCCGUCGUCGUCGGCGGUGACAAUCCAGAAAUUUCUGGCUAUCCCGAUACUUUGGUCAACAUGUUCAGCCCAGAGGACUCAUCGGAUGUUACCAUCGCUUCUACCUUCAUCAAGUAUUCCGACUACGUCCAACUCUCACAUCUCAUUGCAACCUCAAACACUUCCCAUUCCGGCCUCCGCACUCUUUCAUUACUAAUUGUCGCUGAAUAUUCAGCCUGGGAGUGGUAUUCGCCAAUAAUUACAUUCGUCACCAUCCUGCUUCUCCCGUCCAUCUUGACAUUCCUCACCCUCCUCCUCCACCGUGUCCGAGCCGCAAGAGCCGCUCGACGUGAACGUGCCCCUGAAGACAUUGUUCACAAUUUACCGUGGAGAGUCUGGACAGGUACGGGUUGGGAGAAACACGAGGGUGGAAACCUUAUCAAUUCGUCCUUUGUUGAUGUCGAACAAGGUUUAUCCCCCAAACUCGAUGCUCAUUCUCCCUCAUCGGUCGCAGACGACGUCGUCGAAGACCCCGCCGAACAGUCGAAUCCGAAUCCGAAUCCGAAUCCGAGUCCGAGUCCGAGUCCUCCCAGUUCGACUGCGCCGCCAGGGCCCACUGGACAACCAUGGUUCGAAAGACAAAUGGAAUGUGCGAUUUGCUUAUCCGAAUUUGAGAAAGGAGACAAGGUCAGGGUGUUACCAUGUCAUCACAUCUUUCAUCUCGAGGAAGUCGAUGAAUGGUUGAUACAACAAAAGAAAUUAUGUCCUGUUUGCAAGGCUGAUGUUACACGACCCCCAAAUGACUCACAGGAAGAUGAUGGCGAUGACGAUACUGCUGAACAUACGCCUGCCGACCCUAAUGAUAGUGAUACUCCUACCGAAAGGACGCCUUUAUUGCGUGGCCCUGAUGAUUCUCUCUCUCCGACUUGAUAAGUGAUUAAUUUGGCUGUUUUUGGAACUUAACGGUUUUCGGUCCUUUUUACGAUUUUUUUUUGAUGAUCUUGGCACGCUGGUUCUUAAAGGAGAUUUGUACUGCUACGUACCAUUGUAACCUCUCUCUCUCACGUUACCUUAUUCUAUGUAUUAUUCAUGAAUAUCCAGUAAUCGCCCAGCCCAGAACGCACGUAGCGGGU